AUGGGAGCAGAGAGCAGUGCCCCGGCGUACGGACGAUGUGCUGACGGCUGGCGAGAAUGGGGCGACUCGUGCUACAACCGUUUGGGGAUGAAAUACAAUUGGAACAAUGCCAAAGAGAUUUGUCGGGGUUAUGGCGGGAACGUUCCCUCUAUCAACUCCAAACCGGAACAUGAUUUCCUCUGGGCCCACUACCAGGGUUCGUUCCCAGAUAAUGAUAACCCGGAUCAUGGUUUCUGGAUUGACUGCAACGACAAGGUGGUGGAAGGGAAGUGGGUUUGCACCGGGGAUGGUGAUUCGCCGUACCGCCCUGGCUGGUUUGAUGGACAUCGUCAUGAAGAUGAUGAUUGCGCCGUGUGCCUCCACUUCAACUUUAACGAUUUGAAUUGCAAUGAACUCAGGUAUGUCAUAUGUGAGCGUCCGGUCCACCCCCUUUGCUCCAACUCGGCCAACAGCUGCUACUCUGUAAUGCAUGGGAGUUGCCUCGUGAACCACACCCUUGACGUCAUGAUCGUAGAGCGACCGUUGCAUUGCUGCAUGGCGUGUAACGAAACACCUGGAUGCCGUUCGUUUAACGUGGCUGGUGGAGACUUAUGUGAACUUAAUAAUGCAACCCGGUUUGAUGCAGGUGUGAAGGGAUACUACAAAGAAAAUGAAGAUUGUAUAUAUUACGAAUUGUAA
This is a messenger RNA of Asterias rubens (European starfish), 678 nucleotides long. Its product is annotated as lactose-binding lectin l-2-like. The transcript has a single exon. The coding region runs from base 1 to 678 and encodes 225 amino acids. Gene Ontology annotation, cellular component: external side of plasma membrane. NCBI's taxonomy places the organism in Eukaryota, Metazoa, Echinodermata, Asteroidea, Forcipulatida, Asteriidae. Gene Ontology annotation, molecular function: carbohydrate binding. The record is from RefSeq and is a predicted model, not a curated record. Gene Ontology annotation, biological process: biological process involved in interspecies interaction between organisms.